This is a messenger RNA of Argentina anserina (silverweed cinquefoil), 1353 nucleotides long. Its product is annotated as nuclear transcription factor Y subunit C-2. The transcript has 2 exons. Gene Ontology annotation, cellular component: nucleus. Bases 328 to 1149 code for a protein of 273 amino acids. Lineage: Eukaryota; Viridiplantae; Streptophyta; Magnoliopsida; Rosales; Rosaceae. Gene Ontology annotation, biological process: regulation of transcription by RNA polymerase II. The record is from RefSeq and is a predicted model, not a curated record. Gene Ontology annotation, molecular function: protein heterodimerization activity; RNA polymerase II cis-regulatory region sequence-specific DNA binding; DNA-binding transcription factor activity, RNA polymerase II-specific.
AACCAUACUUUUCCACCGUCAGCGCCAAAGCAUUCCAGCCACGUGGAGGCCCAAGAACACUGGCCAGAGCUCUCACCGCUCGAAACGUGUCACUCUAGCGAUGCUGCAACCAGAACCCCCAACUCACUCUCUCUCUCUCUCAGGAGAAACCAGAUUUCAAACACCCUCUGUCCCUCCCUUUUAAACUCUCCCCCAAAUUCUCUCUAAGUUUCUCACCUUUUUCUUAGGGUUUCUGCCAAGAACAAGAUUUUCCCCUCAGCUCUAAUGCAUUGUGACUAGAGAAUAAUAAGGACAGGAAUAUACUUUUCCAUUGCUGAACAUAUAAACAUGGAUCACUUGGAACAAACACAACAGCAACAGCAGCAGCAGCAGCAGCCUGUGGUUGGUAUUGCUUCUGGUUCUGAUCGGAUGUCAUAUGCUCCUCCGUCCUACCAAACUGCUCCUAUGGUGGCUUCUGGAAAUCCUGCUGUCAUGCCCUCUCUGACACAGCCGCCCCAGACUUUCUCUAGUUCCCCACAUCAGAUUACCUACCAGCAAGCUCAGCACUUCCACAGCCAACAGCAGCAGCAACAACUGCAGCAGCUUCAGGUGUUCUGGGGCAACCAAAUGCAUGACAUUGAACAAACAACUGACUUCAAGAAUCACAGCCUUCCACUUGCUAGAAUUAAGAAAAUCAUGAAAGCUGAUGAGGAUGUCCGAAUGAUAUCUGCUGAGGCUCCGGUGAUAUUUGCAAAGGCAUGUGAAAUAUUCAUCUUGGAGCUCACUUUGCGCUCAUGGAUUCACACAGAAGAGAACAAGAGAAGGACAUUACAAAAGAAUGAUAUUGCGGCUGCAAUUUCAAGGACUGAUGUGUUUGAUUUUUUGGUUGACAUUAUCCCAAGAGAUGAGUUAAAAGAGGAGGGACUUGGAGUGACCAAGGCCAGCAUACCUGUGAUGGGUUCUGCGGCAGAUAUUCCAUAUUAUUUUGUUCCACAGCAGCCUAUUGGUGCUCCUGGGAUGAUCAUGGGGAAGCCAGUGGAUCAAGCGACAAUAUAUGGUGCUCAGCAGCCUCGGUCAUCUAUGGCUUUCAUGCCCUGGGCUCCAUCCCAACCUCAGCAGUUGCUGCCACAGCAGCAACAACAAUCCCAACAGCAGCAAACAGACAAUUAGCAAUUGUUGCUGAGGUACUCUCAAAGCCGUUCCCAGGCAUAGUUUCUAAUUGUUAGUUGAGUUUAGUGUUGUGUUAGUUGAUCCUAAAUCCAAGUAGGCUGUGUGGUCAGCAAAUGUUAGGUCGUUAUAUUAUCUAUGCGCUUGUAUUGCUUCUGAUGUGAAACUUACCUUAAGGUGUGCUUAUUAUUCCGUCCGAUCAUUGCU